UAUGUGUAUAUAUACAUGACAUACAGAAUGUGUGUGUCAGUCACUGACACAAUCCAUCAAGUGUAGUGCGGCCACUGUAUUCGUGGCUGUGCAUCUCAAGGUGUUUCUUGCCAUCCGACCACACUCGUUCCAGAUUCAUCUCUCCGAUGGCAUCCCCUGAGUCGAAAUCGCCCGAGCAAUCUGAAAAAAACCGUAAAUACGAUCGACAAUUGAGGUUAUGGGGCGAUCAUGGUCAAGCAACCUUGGAGGCUGCUCAUGUUUGUGUUAUAAAUGCUACUGGACUUGGCACGGAAAUACUAAAAUCGUUAGUGCUUCCAGGUAUAGGGGCGUUCACUAUAGUUGAUGGCAAGAAGAUCACUGACGAGGAUAUCGAAGCUAACUUUUUUCUAGAAGCAGAUAGUCUUGGGAAAUCUAGAGCGCAAGUGGCUACUCAAAUGCUCUUAGAAAUGAAUCCAGAUGUGACUGGUGAUUAUAUUGAUGAAGAAUCUGAACAAAUUUUAUCCAACAGUCCAGACUUUUUCAAUAAUUUUACUAUGGUUGUGGCGACUGCACUAACUGAGAAAACAUUAGUUCUCCUGUCGAAGAGACUUUGGGAAUUGAAUAUUCCUUUGAUAGUAUGCAGAAGUAUAGGUUUUAUUGCAUAUAUACGAAUUCAAGUAAAGGAGCAUACAGUUAUAGAAACCCAUCCAGAUAAUGAAACGCCAGAUUUACGUCUGGAUAGACCAUUCGAUAGUUUAAAAAAACAUAUAGAUUCCAUAAAUUUAGAAGAAAUGAGCUUCAAAGAUCAUUGUCAUGUACCAUACUUAAUUAUUUUGUACAAAUACUUAGAAAAAUGGGUUACGAAGCAUGGCACCUUACCGAAAACUUAUAAAGACAAGCAGCAGCUCAGAGAUAUGAUAAAGAGUGGCAUGAGACGUGAUGAAAAUGAUUCAUCCAAUAAUGAGGAAAAUUUUGAGGAAGCUAUGAAGGCUGUAAAUAAAUGUAUAAGAGUAUCCGAUAUUCCCGAUAGUGUUAUAAAUAUUUUAAAUGAUGAUCGAUGCGUUAACUUGACAGCGAAGAGCAGCUCUUUCUGGAUUAUUGCAAAAGCAGUACGUGAUUUCAUCGAUAAUGAAGGAAGAGGACUGCUACCACUCAAGGGUACUAUUCCCGAUAUGACUGCGGACACUGAAAAAUAUGUUACUCUUCAACAAAUUUAUCAUAAACAAGCAUCGGUAGAUGCAGAAGCUGUAUGGAGGCGCACUUUGCAAUUGUUACGUCAAUUAGGAAGAUCAUCAGAUUCAAUCUUAGAAAAAGAUGUCAAAUUGUUUUGCAGACAUGUCGCUAAUAUUCAUGUAGAGAAAGGAAGUUGUAUAGCAGAUGAAUAUGAUCCUAAAGUUUUUGAUACUAAUAUUAUAGUUCAAAAUUUAGAAAAUCCAGAGAGUAUGAUGAUUUACUAUGUCAUGCUCCGGGGAGUAGAUAAAUUUCAGACAGAAUAUAAUUCGUAUCCUGGCGAAUUCGAUGAUCAAGUGGAACCCGAUAUCGUAAAACUUAAGACAUGCCUCACAAAAUUGUUGAGUGAAUGGGGAUGUGGUCCAUUAGCGAAAGAUGAUUACGUACACGAACUUUGCCGAUUUGGUGGUGCGGAAUUACAUUCUGUUUCCGCAUUUCUAGGCGGCUUAGCAGCGCAGGAAAUCAUUAAGCUUAUUACGAGUCAAUAUAAACCAAUUCACAAUACUUUCAUCUAUGAUGCUGUUACAUCAAAUUCAGGAACAUUCUUUUUUUAAAACUGGACUACUAUGUGAAAAGAAAAAUUUGUGUUAAUUAAAGUAAUAAUAUAAUCUUAUAAUUUUUAUUAAUGUUUCAUGAAUUCUCUUUAAUUCGCUCAAAUUAAGAUGGCUUUCACAUGUAUUAAUGUUAUUACUAUCUUUUUUCUAUUCCACUUAUUAUGUUUUGUACAUGAUUCUAAAAUUGAGUUUUAUGCGUAAAAAGAAAUAUGAAGUAAAUUUC
Pogonomyrmex barbatus (red harvester ant) is the source of this 1986-nucleotide messenger RNA. RefSeq names its product Nedd8-activating enzyme E1 regulatory subunit APP-BP1 (gene APP-BP1). The record is from RefSeq and is a predicted model, not a curated record. Lineage: Eukaryota; Metazoa; Arthropoda; Insecta; Hymenoptera; Formicidae. Gene Ontology annotation, biological process: protein neddylation. Gene Ontology annotation, molecular function: NEDD8 activating enzyme activity. Gene Ontology annotation, cellular component: cytoplasm.